AUGGCUCUCCUCCAAAUUACUUCUCUCCCAUUUAGCUUUGCUAAAUUGCCUUUACCUCGCGAAACAAAGUCUUCAUAUCUAGAAAAGAGAAGCUUCAAUCUCCAUGGUGGAACUCAACCCAAGGCAUCAUUUAAAGUUUAUAAUACUAAUCAAACAAUUACUCGUCGAUCUGCAAAUUUUGAACCUUCAACUUGGAGUUAUGAUUAUAUCCAAUCAUUGAGUACUGAAUAUAAGGAAGAAGUUUACAAAAAUCAAGUAAGUGUGCUAAAGGAAAAGGUGAGGAUGAUGUUUUGCAAAGUAGAAAAUGAGCUUGAUCAACUUGAAUUUAUUGAUUUAUUGCAAAGACUUGGAGUGGAGUAUCAUUACCCGAAUGAAAUUAGAAAUGUCUUGGACAAUAUCUAUAAAACAGAAAACUCGAAUAAUGAAGAGAAGAAUUUAUAUGCCACAUCACUCAAGUUCAGACUCUUAAGACAACAUGGCUAUGAUAUAUCUUCAGAUAUUUUUAUUCGCUUUAAAGAUGAAAAUGGAAAUCUCAAGAAAAGCGAGCACGCUGAUGUGGAGGGAUUGCUAUCAUUGUAUGAAGCCUCAUUUCAUUCAUUCGAGGAUGAAAAUAUAUUGGAUGAAUUAAAAGAUUUUGCCUCCAAAUUUCUAAAAGAUUAUUUGAACGAGGGUAAAGGUGAUUAUACAUCAGAUCUAAUCAAUCAUGCUUUAGAUUUUCCAUUACAUUGGAGAGUUCCUAAGUUCGAGGCUCGGUGGUUCAUUAAUGUGUACCAAAAAAAGGAAAACAUGAUUCCUGAUUUACUUCAGUUCGCUAAAUUGGAUUUCAACAUUUCUCAAGCAAACUAUCGAGAAGAACUCAAGGAAUCAUCCAGGUGA
Lotus japonicus is the source of this 876-nucleotide messenger RNA. Its product is annotated as myrcene synthase, chloroplastic-like. The transcript has 3 exons. Gene Ontology annotation, molecular function: terpene synthase activity. NCBI's taxonomy places the organism in Eukaryota, Viridiplantae, Streptophyta, Magnoliopsida, Fabales, Fabaceae. The record is from RefSeq and is a predicted model, not a curated record. Bases 1 to 876 code for a protein of 291 amino acids.